Messenger RNA from Brugia pahangi, 249 nucleotides. NCBI's taxonomy places the organism in Eukaryota, Metazoa, Nematoda, Chromadorea, Rhabditida, Onchocercidae. The record is from the annotation of a GenBank genome assembly.
AUGUCUUUUAAAUUCUGGGAAUGCGAACCUGUAGCAAAACAAGGUGAUAGGGAAUCACGCCGUUUAUGGAGACAUGUUACAGUUGCUUUGCAAAAAAAUAAUAUACAACUUGCUACUAAUGCAAAGAGAUGGAUUGAGCAAAGGCAGCGUGAGGAAGCUAAGAAGCGACAGGAUCAGCGAAUUGUUUAUCAUCCUAUUUUGUUUGUUAAAGAAGGCGAAGGCUGGAAGUACAAAGAUGAAUUACGAUAA